Messenger RNA from Dictyostelium purpureum, 372 nucleotides. RefSeq lists its product as uncharacterized. The coding region runs from base 1 to 372 and encodes 123 amino acids. The transcript has a single exon. Lineage: Eukaryota; Evosea; Eumycetozoa; Dictyosteliales; Dictyosteliaceae. The record is from RefSeq and is a predicted model, not a curated record.
AUGAAUUUUAAACAAACAAUUUAUUUAUUAGUUUCAAUUAUUCUCUUACUUUCUAUAAAAGCAUAUUCACAUGAAUUAGAUUGCGAUCAAUGUGAUAGUGUUCAAUCCUCCAGCGAUUCAAAAUCCAUAGGCCCAAUUUCAGAUAGUGGCUCUCAAUCUGCUCACAGUAGUGCAAGUGGUUCCCAAUUUAUUCAUAGUAGUGCAAGUGAUAGUGGCCCUCAAACUAUUCGUAGUGCAAGUGAUAGUGGCUCACAAUCUAUUCAUAGUGCAAGUGGUUCCCAAUCUGCCCAAAGCAGUGCUAGUGUUAGCGGCUCCCAAUCUGUUAACAAAUGUGGCUCCCAAAGUGGUUCCAGUAACUCCCAAUGUCCAUAA